UGUGGGUAGGCGGAAAAAGGCUCCAAAAGGUUUGCGAAAGCGACAAGCGCACGUUGCAGAGUCGCUCAAGAAGAAGAAGAAAAAACAACAAAGAAAUCAGUUUUCACCACAGAAUCAAGGAAGAAGACGGCUGAAAAAUGUCCAUCGGUGUACCAAUCAAGGUCCUGCACGAGGCAGAGGGACACAUUGUGACCUGUGAGACCAACACUGGAGAGGUGUACAGGGGCAAACUAAUUGAGGCUGAGGACAACAUGAACUGCCAGAUGUCCAACAUAACAGUGACUUACCGUGAUGGCCGGGUGGCACAGUUGGAGCAAGUCUACAUCCGUGGCAGCAAGAUCCGCUUCCUGAUCCUACCUGACAUGUUAAAAAAUGCUCCAAUGUUAAAGAGUAUGAAGAACAAGAACCAGGGAUCCGGUGCAGGAAGGGGCAAAGCAGCUAUUCUCAAAGCACAAGUGGCUGCAAGGGGUCGGGGCCGUGGUGGAAUGGGAAGAGGCAACAUCUUCCAGAAGAGACGAUAACUGCUCCAACUGCGUUAAGAUUGUUGCAUUGUAUAGUCUUCUGUUCUUUUUUUUUUAAUUUUGUCUUCUUCUAAUUGGAUAUCUUGGGUAUUGUUUGCAAUCCUACGUUUUGCAUCUUAUUGCUAUUGAUUUCAUUUUUUAUGAAAAUAAACAUAUUUCGAUUUGA
This is a messenger RNA of Chelmon rostratus (copperband butterflyfish), 687 nucleotides long. RefSeq names its product small nuclear ribonucleoprotein D3 polypeptide, like (gene snrpd3l). Gene Ontology annotation, molecular function: RNA binding. The coding region runs from base 138 to 521 and encodes 127 amino acids. Gene Ontology annotation, biological process: RNA processing; spliceosomal snRNP assembly. The record is from RefSeq and is a predicted model, not a curated record. The transcript has 4 exons. Lineage: Eukaryota; Metazoa; Chordata; Actinopteri; Chaetodontiformes; Chaetodontidae. Gene Ontology annotation, cellular component: U12-type spliceosomal complex; U1 snRNP; commitment complex.